Messenger RNA from Neofelis nebulosa (Clouded leopard), 1842 nucleotides. It is a transcript of the gene PBX2, whose product is annotated as PBX homeobox 2. Gene Ontology annotation, cellular component: nucleus. NCBI's taxonomy places the organism in Eukaryota, Metazoa, Chordata, Mammalia, Carnivora, Felidae. Gene Ontology annotation, biological process: eye development; regulation of transcription by RNA polymerase II; animal organ morphogenesis. The transcript has 9 exons. The record is from RefSeq and is a predicted model, not a curated record. Gene Ontology annotation, molecular function: RNA polymerase II cis-regulatory region sequence-specific DNA binding; DNA-binding transcription factor activity, RNA polymerase II-specific. Bases 1 to 1293 code for a protein of 430 amino acids.
AUGGACGAGCGGCUGCUGGGGCCGCCCCCUCCAGGUGGGGGCCGGGGGGGCCUGGGAUUGGUGGGUGGGGAGCCUGGGGGCCCUGGCGAGCCUCCCGGUGGCGGAGACCCCGGUGGGGGUAGCGGGGGGGUCCCGGGAGGCCGAGGGAAGCAAGACAUCGGGGACAUUCUGCAGCAGAUAAUGACCAUCACCGACCAGAGCCUGGACGAGGCCCAGGCCAAGAAACACGCCCUCAACUGCCACCGCAUGAAGCCUGCUCUCUUUAGUGUCCUGUGUGAAAUCAAGGAGAAAACCGGCCUUAGCAUUCGAAGCUCCCAAGAGGAGGAGCCGGUGGACCCACAGCUGAUGCGCCUGGACAACAUGCUUCUGGCAGAGGGUGUGGCUGGGCCUGAGAAAGGAGGGGGCUCAGCAGCAGCAGCUGCGGCCGCAGCAGCCUCCGGGGGCGGCGUGUCCCCUGACAACUCCAUCGAACACUCGGACUAUCGCAGCAAACUUGCUCAGAUCCGCCACAUCUACCACUCAGAGCUGGAGAAAUAUGAGCAGGCGUGUAACGAGUUCACAACCCAUGUCAUGAACCUGCUGAGGGAACAGAGCCGCACACGGCCUGUGGCACCCAAGGAGAUGGAGCGCAUGGUGAGCAUCAUCCAUCGGAAGUUCAGCGCCAUCCAGAUGCAGCUCAAGCAGAGCACCUGUGAGGCUGUCAUGAUCCUGCGUUCCCGCUUCUUGGAUGCCAGACGAAAACGCCGCAACUUCAGCAAACAGGCCACUGAGGUCCUCAAUGAGUAUUUCUACUCGCAUCUGAGUAACCCAUAUCCUAGUGAGGAGGCUAAGGAGGAGCUUGCCAAGAAGUGCGGAAUCACUGUCUCUCAGGUCUCCAACUGGUUUGGCAACAAGCGGAUUCGGUAUAAGAAAAAUAUUGGAAAGUUCCAAGAGGAAGCAAACAUCUAUGCUGUCAAGACCGCCGUGUCAGUCACCCAGGGGGGCCACAGCCGCACCAGCUCCCCGACACCCCCUUCGUCUGCAGGCUCUGGCGGCUCUUUCAAUCUCUCAGGAUCCGGAGACAUGUUUCUGGCGAUGCCCGGGCUCAACGGAGAUUCCUACUCUGCUUCCCAGGUGGAAUCACUCCGACACUCAAUGGGGCCAGGGGGCUACGGGGAUAACCUUGGGGGAGGCCAGAUGUACAGCCCUCGGGAAAUGAGGGCAAACGGUGGCUGGCAGGAGGCUGUAACCCCAUCCUCAGUGACGUCCCCGACAGAGGGACCAGGGAGCGUUCACUCUGACACUUCCAACUGAUCUUGCCCCUCAGGGCCACAGGGGUGGGGGCUCACAAGGCGACUCUUGAAGAGGACACAGGCAUCCAGAGGACAAACCCCAGACACAGGAGAAGCACAAGACAGAGAAGGGCAAAUGGGGUCAUCCCUUCCCCAACCAGACUCUCUCAGUGCUGGGGGUGCUGACUACGUGGCAGGGAGAAUGGGCUCCCCUAAGGGGAGAGUGGGGUCUGUCUCCCUUUUUAACUUUUUUUUCAGUCUUUCUCUUCCUUUCUGUCACAAAACCCAGAAUCCUAUUGUUCAGAUCCCUUUCCCUCUGCUGUCUUUCCAUCCCCCUCCACCCCGUACUAUAUUCCAUUUCUCUUUUCUCUGGGCUCCCCCACCCCACUUAUCUGCUCUGGGAUCUGUGGAGAAGCCAGCCCUGCCCAACCAGAGAUGCCAAAACUGGGGACACACCUUCUGGACAGAGGACAUGGGCCAUGAACCCUGUGCCUCCCCACCCCCUCCCCCUCCAGAUGGCUUUAUUACCUCAUACGCAGCUCAUCUUAAACCAAUAGAAUCGCUCGGUGGA